Messenger RNA from Microthlaspi erraticum, 1332 nucleotides. The record is from the annotation of a GenBank genome assembly. Lineage: Eukaryota; Viridiplantae; Streptophyta; Magnoliopsida; Brassicales; Brassicaceae.
AUGGGAGAGUGGGUCAUCGGAGCUUUCAUUAAUAUCUUUGGAAGCGUUGCUAUUAAUUUCGGCACAAACCUUCUCAAAUUGGGACAUAAUGAGAGAGAAAGGUCAGCUCUAUUGGAUAGUGGCGGAGGAAAGACGUUGAAACCGAUUAUACAUUUUCAGACAUGGAGAGUCGGAAUCCUUGUCUUUCUUCUUGGGAAUUGCCUCAAUUUCAUUUCAUUUGGUUAUGCUGCUCAGUCCCUUUUAGCAGCUCUUGGAUCCAUUCAAUUUGUAUCCAACAUAGCGUUUGCUUAUGUUGUAUUGAACAAAAUGGUGACUGUUAAGGUACUUGUUGCUACAGCCUUUAUAGUUCUUGGAAACGUUUUCCUUGUAGCAUUUGGUAAUCACCAGUCACCAGUUUUCACACCCGACCAGUUGGCAGAGAAGUACAGCAAUAUGACAUUCUUGGUCUACUGUGGGAUUUUGAUACUAAUCGUAGCCGUAAACCAUUUCCUCUAUAGGAAGGGAGAAGUUUUGUUAUCUGUACCUGGACAAGAGUUUGGCUCUUAUUGGAAAAUGCUGCUUCCUUUCUCAUACGCUGUGGUCUCCGGCGCUAUAGGAUCAUGUUCGGUUUUAUUCGCCAAGUCACUCUCAAACUUGCUGAGAUUAGCCAUGUCUAGUAGCUAUGAAUUGCACAGCUGGUUCACAUACUCAAUGCUUCUUUUAUUUCUUAGUACAGCUGGAUUCUGGAUGACAAGAUUAAAUGAAGGAUUGUCUCUGUAUGAUGCAAUUCUCAUAGUUCCAAUGUUUCAGAUUGCUUGGACUUUCUUCUCCAUCUGUACAGGAUUCAUCUACUUCCAAGAGUUUCAGGUUUUUGAUGCGUUAAGAACGACAAUGUUCAUAUCAGGAAUGUUGUGCGUGUUCAUAGGCAUUUCCUUACUAGCACCUGAUGAUACAAGAGGCAACGAGACAAAAGAUAAUUCAUCAUCUCUAGACUCCAUAGUCUCCUCAAGCGUACCAACCGAGGAGGACAGGUUGAUAUCUCAAUCAUCUAUAGAUGGACAUAGCAAAGACUCAAGAGUAGUUGUGCAAGGAAUGUAUAUGAAAGCGACUGAUCUAGUUGCCAGGACAAAGACUGCUUGUUUAGCAGCAUUGGGCUUUGGGGAAGACUCUAUAAACGCGUCUGCGAUUCUCGUGAUGCCAAUGGUAUCUUCAAAGAUUACAGGGUUUAGAGGAAACGGACUCGAACGGGCAAAGAUUUUGUCAAUGAGAGGAUCAGGAUGGAGCAAACUAGCCAUGGAAGAAGAAGGAACAAGAACGCUUGAAAAGACAUCUCAUCACCCUUCAAAGGCUUAA